Leishmania braziliensis MHOM/BR/75/M2904 is the source of this 564-nucleotide messenger RNA. Its product is annotated as amastin-like protein. The record is from RefSeq and is a predicted model, not a curated record. Bases 1 to 564 code for a protein of 187 amino acids. The transcript has a single exon. NCBI's taxonomy places the organism in Eukaryota, Euglenozoa, Kinetoplastea, Trypanosomatida, Trypanosomatidae.
AUGGAGUUCACCCUCGCCCUUCUUCUCUACGCGGUCCUGCAGCUCAUCGCGUUCCUCUUUGUGCUCGUGGGCACGCCCAUCGACAUGUUCCGCUUGAGGGAUGAGCCCCCAUUUGGCAACACGCCCUGCAUUACGCUGUGGGGGUCAAAGGUUGAGUGCUACGGCCUCACUUUCGAACUAAAAUCGGAUGACCUCUGGAGCCCAUGUCCGCGCCGGCGCGACAGUGUCCGCGCAGCUCAGGCCUUUGCUGUCAUCUCCAUCUUCGUGUACGGCCUGGCUGCCCUCUUCGGCUUCAUUAUGCUGUGCUGCUGCCCUUGGCUCCGCGUGGUCUGCCUGGUGCUCAAUGUCACUGGCGUUAUUACGCUGUGUAUUGUGUGGGCCUCCAUGGUGGUGGUCUACAGCACACUGGAUAGCCCGUGCUUUGGACUAAAGUUUCGCUAUAAUUUUGGCUCAGGCUUCGUGUUGUUGGUCUUCGCCUGGUGCCUGGACAUCAUCAACAUGGUCUUCUUGCUGCUCCCGUCGCAAGCGAGGGACCGGAGUGAGAACGCGGACACGAAGGAAUAG